CCAUCAGACCACUUCCUCUCUCUUGGGGCAGGAAUCCUCUGCUUUUCGGGACAAAACCCAUUGUCCUGAGCUUUCCUCUCUCUGUGUGAACCCGAAGCAAAAACCGCCCGCUUGUGGGUGCACGAUUCUUAACGUACACUUAUCUCUGCGUCUUCCCAGAUCCCAUUGCUCAGUGCGUUUGUCUGCUAAACACGAUUGCUUAUUGCCUUCUUCGUCUUCCUCAUGAUUGCUUUGUCCAUACAGCUCUGUGAACCUGCCUGUAACUCAGCCACAUUUGCGAGAUAAGGCCUCUGUGCCACUGCCACUGUCUCUUCCAUGGAGAUUUCUUAUUGGGUUUGUGUUGUUUCGAUAGUUCUCUGCCUUUUCGCAUCUGGGUCUCUCUCAAUUGAGAAUUUUCACCAAGCAUUUCCUAUUGUGGAACCAGAUCCUGGUCAUACAAAACUUCGUCUUUCAAGGGAAGGGUUGGAGGCCAUUGAAAGAAUAACAACUCCAAUUGCAGCUGUUGCCGUUAUUGGGCCAUAUCGCUCUGGAAAAUCUUUUUUGCUCAACCAACUGCUCUCCCUUUCUUGUUAUGAAGGGUUUGGUGUUGGACACAUGCGUGACACAAAGACAAAAGGAAUUUGGGUAUGGGGAACCCCAGUAGAAAUGGAUAUUAAUGGAGUAAAAACUUCUGUGUUUUAUCUUGAUACUGAGGGAUUUGAAAGUGUUGGGAAGUCAAACGUAUAUGAUGACCGGAUUUUUGCUCUGGCAACUGUCAUGAGUUCUGUCCUUGUUUAUAACCUGGCUGAGACGAUACGCGAAGCUGACAUUGCUCGGUUGUCAUUUGCUGUUGAGCUUGCUGAAGAAUUUUAUGGAAGAGUGAAGGGACAAGAUGUUGCUUUUGAACCUGCAAAGCUAUUGUGGCUUAUCCAGCGUGAUUUUUUGCAAGGGAAAUCUGUGGAAGACAUGGUGCAUGAAGCUCUCCUUCAUGUCCCUAACAGUGAUGGCAACAAGAAUAUUGAUAUGGUCAACCAGAUCCGAGAUUCUUUGGCUAUUAUGGGUGAUAAUAGCACAGCCUUCAGUUUACCACAACCUCACCUUCAACGAACUAAACUCUGUGACAUGAAGGAUGGUGAACUUGACCCGAUGUAUGUUAAAAAAAAGGAACAACUAAAACAACUUGUGGCUAGUAUCAUCCGUCCAAAGAUUGUGCAGGGAAGACCUCUAAACGGAAAGGAGUUUGUAUCUUUUCUGGAGCAGAUUCUUGAAGCCUUGAACAAGGGGGAGAUCCCAUCAACAGGCUCUCUGGUGGAGGUAUUCAACAAGGGUAUUCUUGAGCGAUGUUUAAAGCUAUACAAUGAAAGGAUGGCAAAAUUGACUUUACCUCUUAUAGAGCAAUCUUUGCAAGAAUACCAUGAAAGGUCCCUGGAGGAAGUGAUGAAACUUUUUGAGGAGCAACAUUUUGGCCGUCACCAUGCAAAGAAAUCAGUCGAGCAACUAGAAGAAGAAAUAGAAAAGGUGCAUAAAAAUGUGAUCAUGGCAAAUGAAUAUCGGUCUUCAAAGCUCUGUGAGGCAUUGUAUACCAGAUGUGAGGAUAAAAUGGACCAACUUCAAGUUCUCAGACUUCCUUCCAUGGCAAAAUUCAAUGCAGGAUUCCUGCAGUGCAACCAAAGUUUUGAGCAAGAGUGUGUUGGACCUGCAAAAACAAACUACGAGCAUCGAAUGAUGAAGAUGUUGGGGAAGUCACGGUCUCUAUUUAUAAAAGAAUACAAUCACAGGCUCUUCAAUUGGUUGGUCGCCUUCUCCCUUGUCAUGGUGGUCGUUGGCAGGUUUAUUAUAAAGUUUAUUUUGAUCGAAAUCGGGGCCUGGGUCCUCUUCAUCUUCUUAGAGACAUACACGAGGAUGUUUUGGUCUGCAGAAUCUCUUUACUACAAUCCAGUUUGGCAUGUAAUAGUGGCCACUUGGGAAACACUUGUUUACAGCCCCGUCCUUGAUCUGGACAGAUGGGCUAUACCAGCUGGUGUCAUAGUAGCUCUGUUUGUACUAUACUGGCGGUGUAACGGAAGAAGGAAACACGGGUCUUCAUGGUUACUACCUCUGUACAAUAAUAACAAAGGCGGUCCGAAUCGGCCAAGAUCAGACUAAAGAAGAGAAGUGAUGGCAUGCUUCAAGUGCUGGAUAUAUCAUAUACUUGUGUUUGGAUCAUUGUCUUGGGCGAGCUUUGUCUAUUUUUGUACACAAAGCCCUCCUGGCACUUGCAGUUCUUUUGGUUCUCAAAUGUCAAAAUAGAUGAAAGAUCAUAUGGUCAAGGGCUGCUCGUAUACGUCUAACUGUAACAAUUCCAAAUUGUUUGUAUUAAAAUUAUUUUUUUUAUUAAUUAUUUCAGUAAUUUCUAUUGAAUUUGCCGGUACAUUAAAAUUGGAAUUGUAUAACAUUAGUGUUUCAAAGAAAGAAGGAAACAGAGAAAUGUAAUGAAAUAGAAGCAAAUGUUCAUUCUA
This is a messenger RNA of Prunus mume (Japanese apricot), 2477 nucleotides long. Its product is annotated as Guanylate-binding family protein. The record is from RefSeq and is a predicted model, not a curated record. NCBI's taxonomy places the organism in Eukaryota, Viridiplantae, Streptophyta, Magnoliopsida, Rosales, Rosaceae. Gene Ontology annotation, molecular function: GTP binding; GTPase activity.